ACUAAGCUGACGGCCAUGGCAGUUUACCUAGUCACGCGAGAAAAAAAAUGUGAAUUUACGAAUUGAAUAUUCUUUUGUUAUAAUUGACUUAUUAAACUCUAAAUAGUAUUUUUCUCGUUAUUCAAGGUGUGCAUUACAUGGCGCGUACGAUGAACGUGUUACUGGAAGAGUUUCGGCGGCGAAACACAAUGUAUUUCUUCGUUAAAAACUAAUUUGUGAAUCGUGUAAAAAAAGUGUUUUUUUGUGCUCUUCGCCUCAACAUCAGGUCUUCAACAUGAACCACACAGCGGCCACAUUACAGGGUAACAUGGACGUUGACCCGCUCAGUUCCUACGAGUACCCAACAUACAAUCCGUACCCAGCACCAACGUACCCGUACCCUAACAAGCUACAGUCCAUGUACCAAGCGUACCACAACGCCAACUAUGUCAACAACAGUUACCCACAGGAACCGUACCAAAAUGAUGUACCAACACAAAGUACUGAACAAAUUUAUGAAGAUAAGAGUAAGACGGUACCAGAAAGUGUGGUGGAACCGAAACCGGUAGCCAGAAGAAAAAAGAAAGAGAAAAGUGGUCAAAAAAGUACUUACUGUUCGGAAAAAAUUAUGGAUUCUUCAUUCAAGUUCUAUGGUUGUUCUAUUUGUAAUAUUAGCUACACCGCACUACACGAAUUAGAUCAACAUGUGACCGUACACAAAAAUAGAAUGACGAGUUACAGACUACGUUUAAGAAAUCAAUUUAAGAAGAAACAAAUUAAAAAAGAGAAGAAGAAGUUAAAAAAAUUGAUUAAGGUUAAGAAGGAGAAUUUCGAUGAUAUUGAAAUUAAGCCGGAGGACGGUUAUAUUGGGAACGAGAAGGCUUCAGAAGUUAUUAGUAACGGUAUCAAUAAUACGGAACAAAAUAUUGAUGUUAAUAAUAGUAUAGAACAUGCAGACGGACAGACAGAUUCUAACGCAGAAAAUACUAUUUCUAACAACACAACUACAGAACUCUCAAAUGGAGGAAAUACAGAUAAAAAUAUUGAAGACAGUGUUAAUAAUAUGAAUGGAAAAGAAAAUAGUAUGGACGAGACAGAGAUGAACAAUUUAGAGAAAAUAUACAAGUGCUUUGCAUGUCAAAAGCAAUUUACUUUGAGUUACUACUUGAAACUACAUGUUAGAUCUCAUACAGACGAGAAGCCCUACACUUGCAGUGCCUGCGGACAGUCAUUCAUAACAGCGAGCAAGCUCGGACGACACAACAAGCGUAUACACCUCGCUCAGCGCUACCAGUGUCGCAUCUGUUUCAAGAUAUACUCACGAUUUGAGCUGCUGACUGCACACUUUGAUAAAACUCAUCCUGAAGACAAAUUAGAAGGAGAGCCAUAUGACUACAACGCAAUCCUACCAUAUCUGAAAGAGUUAGAGGAGCAACUCCGCACAGCUGAGCAACCGGAAGAACCGGACUGCAAACCGGUAGGGACGGAUAAUAAGCCGGACGUGUCUGCCGGACUAUGGGAGCAGACAGUCGGACCCUAUGAAGUGCCUGUCAUAGACUCCAGGGUCAAACAAGAGUGUCAAGAAGAAGACCAGAAAGAUUUGGUGCCGAAAAUAGACAAAAUAGACAUAGUUAUAGAGAACGUGAAGCUGGACUCCGACCUCGAGGUGAAGGUUAAGCAGGAGGUGUCUGAUGAUGACGGAGGGGUGGGAGGGGAUGCGGAUGAGGCGGGGGAUGACGGGGAUGCGGCGGAUGCGUUCGAUGUUAAAGGGGAGGAUAGCACCUCAGACGAGGACUACUUCCCAUCCAACACGUGGGCAGCUCCCCCCUCCCCCCCUCCCUGCUCCCCCCCACGUCGCGGGGCUGGUGGGGGUGGGGGUGGCCGCACGUGCCCCGUGUGCCACAAGCGAGUGUCCAGUGCCUCGUAUAUGCGCGUACACGCGAGGACGCACACGGGAGAGAGGCCGUACAAGUGUUAUAAGUGUGGUCGGGGCUUUAUCACGUCGAGCAAGAUGCAUAGGCAUGUGCUGACUCAUCAGACAGAUAAAGGUGAGGACACAAAGGUAGAGCCUGAAACAGAAACGGCUGACGAUCAGCCGACUGACAUCCCCGCGGCCGAAGACGACGGCGAUACCAAGCCAGCUAAGAAGAAAUCUAAGAUGAAAUCCAAGUUAACCAAAGCUAAGAGUACAGAAGAGAAACCGCGACGCAAACAUCAGAAGCGGCCCCACGCCUGCGAGUACUGCAACCAGAAGUUCCUUCACCUGAACAUGUUAGAAGUACACCGGCAGUCGCACGCGGGCGAAGCCCGAGUGCUCCGCUGUCAGUACUGCCUGGAGGCCUGCGACGACGCCGCCGCCCGCGCCGAGCACGAGGCCACGCACGCGGGGCCGAAGCCCUAUCUGUGCACUAUAUGUGGGAAGCAGUAUAAGAAGAGGGAGACUAUGGUGUACCACCGCAAGCGCCACUCGCCGGACAAGGAGCUGGUGUGCGAGGUGUGCAGCGCGCGGUUCAGCGCGGCGUGCAAGCUGGCGGCGCACAUGGCCACGCACCGCGCGGCGCGCUUCGUGCUGCGCUACGAGUGCCCCGUGUGCGCGCACAUGUUCCACACGCGCUACCACGUGCGCAUGCACCUCAACACGCACCAGAGGGAGGGACUAAUUCUAGAAGAAAACCGCAGCGAAGUGCUCGCAAUGGUGCUGCAAAACGCUCGCAAAAUACCCAAACAGGGCGACGCCCCCCAGCUGACGGACACCAUGCCGACGGACGAGCGAUCCCGCGUGUGCAACAUAUGUGGCGAAGUGUUCCACCACUUCUACUAUCUAGAGGAACAUCUGAAGAGUCACGGCUCCCGAAUAGCCAUCACAGAUAUCGACAAACCAGAAGAUAAAAAAUACAUCUGUGAAAUUUGCAACAAAGGAUUCAAGUUACACUAUUACUUAAAACUACACUUAUUCACACACUCUAAAGAAAAGCCCUUUAUUUGCCAACAGUGCGGAAAAGGGUUCAUAACGAAAGGGAAACUUAAAAGACACUUAGAGACCCACACGGGUCUUAAAAAAUACCAAUGUCAUAUUUGUUAUAAGUUCUUCACUCGACCUAGCUACUUAAGGAUACAUAUAAGAACUAUUCACGGGACGCAGGAUUAUAACUUUAGGUUUGACAAGAGCUAUGGGUUAGGCUUGUCAAUGUCAGCGGGACCGAUGUCAGAUGUCAGUCAGAAUAGUGUAUGAAGUUUCUUGCCCAAGUGCCCACUGCUGGGCUAGGUAUGUUAAAAACAUUGAGAUACAAAAACCCAAGAUGCACAGUCUCGAAUAACAGUGACGCUCGAAAGUGUCCCCGAACACUAAUUCUGUCUCUUUCUGUAAGGUACAAGCAUAUGUUAUUGCAGUUAAAGUCGUUAUUAGUAUAGCAAUAAAAUGUAGUUAAAGCAAUAAAAUUGUACGGCCGAAGUGGUCGGCUAGGACAAAGAAAAUGAGCGCACAAUUCUGAAUGUUGCGCUCAUUUGGUGAGGAUGUUUUUGAGACGUUGAGUGUGCAUCUUGGGUUUUUUGUAUUAUCAAUGUUUAAAAGGAAAUAUGUUUUAAAAUUGGUGUGUGAAUACGUAAAACGUAUUUUUGAUGUUCAAUAUAAUAAUAGGAAGAUUUUAACGGUGGGCAAUAAAGUGCCCAACAGUGGGCAAGAUUUUAUCAAAAAUUGUGGUAUUAAAAUACAGGUUUCGGGCAUAGGUCAACCGUGCAUAAUAAUUUAUUUUAUAGAUAGUUAAUUCGGAGGGAAAACUUAAUUUUAAUGUUUUUUUUUUUUAAUAAAUACCUCUUUUAUUGUAUACAGGGAGUGUCCCAUUGAGUGUAGAAGUGACAUCACUUAUUUUAAAACGAAAUUAUUAUCGAUACUGUGUACAUGACGAUAGAAUGUAAAAUUGAUUAACACAAUUUUAUGUUUAAAACAGUUCAU
This is a messenger RNA of Helicoverpa zea (corn earworm), 3931 nucleotides long. RefSeq names its product zinc finger protein Xfin-like. Lineage: Eukaryota; Metazoa; Arthropoda; Insecta; Lepidoptera; Noctuidae. Gene Ontology annotation, molecular function: RNA polymerase II transcription regulatory region sequence-specific DNA binding; DNA-binding transcription factor activity, RNA polymerase II-specific. The record is from RefSeq and is a predicted model, not a curated record. Gene Ontology annotation, cellular component: nucleus. The coding region runs from base 275 to 3211 and encodes 978 amino acids. Gene Ontology annotation, biological process: regulation of transcription by RNA polymerase II. The transcript is spliced from 12 exons.